AUCAGCCGACUGUCACUUUUAACAUUAACAGACUUUCGUUGUGAAUUAUACACUUUCAAUUCUCUCCGCCAUCCACAGCCAAAUUCACGGAACUCGUCAAAAGCAUCACCACCACGACGCGGCGGCGUCGUCUUCAGGUUUGAGUCGUGGAAUCGAAACCGAUCUUUGCAUGAACGGGGCUGGUUCUCUCCAAUUCCCCUUGUACACUUCUUACUCCAAAACCCUAAAACAAACCUCCAUCAGACACUACCACCACCCGCCGGCGAUGAAGGACCGGCCUCCGCCAUCGGCUUACGGCGCCGUCUACGUCCCCCCGCACCACCGCCAUCGCUCCCUCAUCACUUCCUCUGCUCCCUCCAAUCACUCCUCUUCUGCUCCCUUUGUUGUCGACUCAAAGACUGUCACCACUCACAACAACAACAACAACAACAACAACAGCUUUCCCAGAGGCAAUUCCUACCCUUACUUGCCUUACCACCAACACCAGCACCAACAACAACACCGACACCAGCUGAAGAAGAUUUCGCACUUCGAUGCCGAUGCCGAUGAUUUCUCGGAAGAAGGUUCUGAUUUUGACAUCGACCCCCCCUCCAAUCCUGGUGCUCCCACCUCAGAUAAUGUUGAUGGGUGGAAAUGGAAGUUAACUAAGCUCUUACACAGCAAACAUAAACAAGAGCUGGUGUCAAGGGACAAAAAGGACAGACGAGAUUUUGAGCAAAUAGCGUCUUUGGCAAGCAAAAUGGGUUUGUAUAGCAAUCUGUAUGUAAAAGUUGUCGUUGUUAGUAAGCUUCCAUUGCCAAACUACAGAUUUGAUCUGGAUGAUAGGCGGCCACAGAGAGAGGUGGUCUUACCUCCUAGUUUACAAAGGAGAGUGGAUUGUUAUCUUGAAGAUCACCUUUCUCAAAAGUUUGGGAGUAUGGAGAGUAUUCGGGAUAAUGCAUUUUCAAGAUCAAACAGUAGCUGUAGUAUUGCCACUGACGAGGGGCUUUUUGAGCAACCGGAGCCACUGCCACAGAGUAAGGCUGUCAUGGGGAAAAUCAUUUGGAGAAGAAGUAUGCAAAUGCGCAGUCAGCAACAAGCUUGGCAGGAAUCUCGAGAAGGUAGAAAGAUGAUGAAAUUUCGUCAAAGUCUCCCUGCUUAUAAAGAGAAGGAUGCUUUAUUAAUGGCCAUUUCACAGAAUCAGGUUGUUAUCGUCUCAGGUGAAACUGGGUGUGGGAAGACAACGCAGAUUCCCCAAUUCAUUUUGGAAUCUGAGAUUGAGUCUGUUCAUGGACCCUUAUGUAGUAUUAUCUGUACUCAGCCUCGACGAAUAUCUGCUAUGUCUGUUUCUGAAAGAGUUGCUGCAGAGAGGGGAGAGAAAUUGGGUGAAACAGUUGGUUAUAAAGUUCGGUUGGAGGGUAUGAAAGGAAAGGACACCCACCUCCUCUUUUGCACCACAGGCAUCUUGUUGAGAAGAUUACUGGUAGACAGAAAUUUGAAGGGCGUCACUCAUGUUAUUGUCGAUGAGAUUCACGAGCGUGGAAUGAAUGAAGAUUUUCUACUUAUUGUCCUCAAAGAUCUUCUUCCUCGUCGACCGGAACUGAGGUUGAUUUUGAUGAGUGCAACCUUAGAUGCAGAGCUUUUCUCUUCCUACUUUGGUGGGGCUCCAAUGGUUCAUAUUCCGGGCUUUACCUACCCUGUUCGAACUCAUUUCCUGGAAAAUAUUCUGGAAAUGACUGGAUAUCAAUUGACCCCAUACAAUCAAAUCGAUGAUUAUGGUCAGGAUAAGAUGUGGAAAAUGAACAAACAAGCUCCAAGAAAGAGGAAGAGCCAAAUUGCUUCAGCUGUUGAGGAUGCACUCAGAGCUGCUGAUUUUAAGGAUUUUAGCCCACAGACACAAGAAUCUCUGUCCUGUUGGAAUCCUGAUUGUAUUGGUUUUAACCUCAUUGAAUAUCUUCUAUGCAACAUAUGUGAGAAAGAAAGGCCUGGAGCUAUUUUAGUAUUUAUGACGGGGUGGGAUGACAUAAGCUCUCUGAAGGAUAAGCUCCAAGCUCAUCCUAUCUUGGGAGAUACAAGCCGAGUUUUGUUGCUUGCAUGCCAUGGUUCUAUGGCCAGUGCGGAGCAGAGGUUGAUAUUUGAUGAGCCUGAAGAUGGAGUGAGGAAAAUAGUGCUAGCUACUAAUAUUGCCGAGACAAGUAUAACAAUUAAUGAUGUGGUUUUUGUUAUCGACUGCGGAAAGGCGAAAGAAACAUCAUAUGAUGCACUGAAUAACACUCCUUGUUUGCUUCCUUCCUGGAUUUCAAAGGUUUCUGCUAAACAAAGAAGAGGAAGAGCUGGCCGCGUUCAACCAGGAGAGUGUUUCCAUCUUUAUCCCAGAUGUGUAUAUGAUGCUUUUGCAGAUUAUCAGUUACCAGAAAUUUUAAGGACACCUUUGCAGUCCCUUUGUCUGCAAAUCAAAAGUUUGAAACUUGGAAGUAUUUCUGAGUUCUUGUCUAGGGCUUUGCAGUCACCAGAAUUAUUAGCGGUUCAAAAUGCUAUUGAAUAUUUAAAAAUCAUUGGGGCAUUAGACGAGAAUGAAAAUUUGACUGUAUUAGGACACUACUUGACAAAGCUUCCAAUGGAGCCUAAACUUGGAAAGAUGCUAAUACUUGGUGCUAUAUUAAACUGCCUGGAUUCAGUAUUGACUGUUGUGGCUGGUCUUAGUGUCCGAGAUCCAUUCCUAACACCAUUGGAUAAGAAGGAUCUAGCGGAUUUAGCAAAAGCACAAUUUUCACGUGAUUACAGUGACCACCUUGCUCUUGUCCGUGCAUAUGAGGGCUGGAAAGAUGCUGAAAGAGACCUAGCUGGAUAUGAAUACUGCUGGAAGAAUUUUCUUUCUGCACAAUCAAUGAAAGCUAUCGACGCUCUACGAAGGGAGUUCUACUCCUUGCUCAAGGACACUGGCCUUGUUGAUGGCAAUACAACCACCUGCAAUUCAUGGAGUUAUGAUGAACAUCUCCUUCGAGCAGUUAUUUGCUAUGGCCUGUAUCCUGGAAUUUGUUCUAUUGUGCACAAUGAAAAGUCAUUCUCUUUAAAAACAAUGGAGGAUGGUCAGGUGCUUCUGUAUUCUAACUCUGUCAAUGCUCGGGAAUCUAAGAUUCCAUAUCCAUGGCUAGUUUUCAAUGAGAAGAUCAAAGUGAAUUCUGUUUUUCUUCGGGAUUCAACAGCUGUGUCUGAUUCAGUAUUGCUACUAUUUGGUGGAGCCAUUUCAAGAGGGGAUACCGAUGGCCACUUAAAAAUGUUAGGAGGAUACUUGGAGUUCUUCAUGAAACCUGCCAUAGCAGAAAUGUACCAAAGUUUAAGGAGAGAAUUUGAGGAGUUAAUUCAUAACAAACUGCUGAAUCCCAGGACAGUACACAAACAUAUCAAACUUAUAUCAGCCGUAAGGUUGCUAAUCUCCGAGGAUCAAAGCGAUGGCAGAUUUGUGUUCAACCAUCAGGUGCUACUGCCCUCGAAGCUGCCUCCUAUUACAGCAAAACCUCAAGCCUUGGUUUCAAGAACAGACAGUGGUCCCGGGGGUGAUAAUUCAAAGAGCCAGCUCCAAAUGUUGGUCACACGGGCAGGUUACGAUGCACCAACGUACAAGGCAAGGCAACUACAGAACAACCAGUUCAUAGCCACUGUGGAGUUCAACGGAAUGCAGAUCAUGGGGCAACCUUGUCAAAACAAGAAACAAGCUGAAAAAGAUGCAGCGGCCGAGGCUCUGGAAUGGAUUAUGGGAGGGACACGUAAAGGCCAUGAUUAUAUCGAACACAUGUCAAUGUUGCUGAAGAAGAGCAGCAGGGAUCAUAGCUAAACUUCGGAUGAGCACAGAAUCAUGUGAAAUUCCCAAACAGCCACAAGCAUGAUCGGAUUGAUUCCAUUGCGAAAAAAGUAAGAGGUACUGGUCAAAGGUAAGAUAAUCGAGUGGUUUGGAAUGUGAGUGCAUGGUUGUGAUCAUGGACCUGCAGCACGCAAAAUGAACAGUUGAAGUUUGGGAGACUAAUAAUAUUGGACUAUUUUUGUGCAUUUUGUUGGGCUCUUAGGGAGUAAGGUAAGGCAGUUGGUAGUGACUUUGAAGUGUUUAGGGGGGAGGGCUGAUGGUGCAGCAUUGAGGUCAAAGGUCACAUUGAUGAUCUUUAUUCACCCAAAAAAAA
Messenger RNA from Camellia sinensis, 4154 nucleotides. RefSeq names its product DExH-box ATP-dependent RNA helicase DExH5, mitochondrial. The record is from RefSeq and is a predicted model, not a curated record. Gene Ontology annotation, cellular component: nucleus; intracellular anatomical structure. Lineage: Eukaryota; Viridiplantae; Streptophyta; Magnoliopsida; Ericales; Theaceae. Gene Ontology annotation, molecular function: helicase activity; ATP binding; RNA binding.